AUGGAUACAGAAAUUCAGUACUGGACAAAAGUGUUAACUAGAGUAGUUGCCGUUGUCAAAUCAUUGUCUUCAAGAGGAUUGUCAUUCAGAGGAGAUAAUGAAAUAUUUGGUUCAACACAUAAUGGUAAUUUUAUGAUGGCCAUUGAACUUAUUGCAGAGUUUGAUCCUUUUUUGGCUCAACAUAUAAAAACAUAUGGACAUUUAGGAAAAGGUCAUACAUCAUAUCUGUCUUUCCACACUUAUGAACAAUUUAUUAUUGUUAUGGCAAAUCAAGUAACUGAUCAAAUCAUAAAAGAAGUUCACAAAGCACGUUAUUUUUCAAUAAGUGUGGACUCAACUCCAGAUAUUUCUCACAAAGAUCAACUCUCUUUUAUUUUACGCUAUGUGUCUGAAAAUGGAAAGCCUGUAGAACGUUUUUUAUGUUUUAUUGAAAAUAGUGGUCAUGAAUUGACAGAUGCAGUUUUGACUGUAAUUAACUCCUAUAACAUUGACAUAUCUUACCUUAGAGGACAAACGUAUGAUAACGCAAUGAAUAUGUCUGGACAAUAUAGUGGACUACAAGCUAGGAUUAAAGAAAUUAAUCCUUUGGCUGAUUACAUACCAUGUUCAGCACACUCAUUAAACCUCAUUGGUACAUGCGCUGCAAGUUGUUGUAAAAAUGCUUCUUCAGUAAAAGAGUUAUCUACAACACGUUGGUCUGCACGAGAAGAUGCAUGUAGAAGCUUAAAUAAUAAUUGGGAUAGAGUAAUCAGUGCCCUUAAAGAAAUUAAAAAUAAUGAUAAACAAAAGGCACAAACGCGAUGUGAAGCAAAAGUGGUUGAAUUGUAUGAAUCGCUCAUUCAAUAUAUCUCUAAUCUUCGUAAUGAAAAAAUGUUUAAAAUGUAUGAAGAUCGAGCUUCUAAAUUACAUGGAGAUGACUUAGAUAAAAGCUUUUGUAAUGAAUGUGUACACUUCCAAAGUCAUAUUAAGUCUCUUAAAGAUAAAGCACCAAAAAAUAUUCGGGACCUAAGUACACUGAUACGAUCCAAAGAUUUACAAACAAUCUAUUCUUAUGUAGACAUUGCACUUAGAAUGUUUCUGUGUACACCAGCAAUGAAUUGUUCUUCAGAAAGAUCUUUUUCAACCCUAAGAAGAUUAAAAACAUAUCUUAGAUCGGUUAUGAAUAAUGAUCGCUUAAAUGCUUUAGCUGUACUAAAUAUUGAAAGUGAACUAACUUCUAGCAUCAAUUAUGAUAACAUAAUUAAAGAAUUUGCCGAGUCACAAUCCAGAAAAAAAAUUUAA
This is a messenger RNA of Aphis gossypii (cotton aphid), 1281 nucleotides long. Its product is annotated as zinc finger MYM-type protein 1-like. The record is from RefSeq and is a predicted model, not a curated record. Bases 1 to 1281 code for a protein of 426 amino acids. Gene Ontology annotation, molecular function: protein dimerization activity. The transcript has 4 exons. NCBI's taxonomy places the organism in Eukaryota, Metazoa, Arthropoda, Insecta, Hemiptera, Aphididae.